Molecule: messenger RNA, 754 nt
Organism: Xenopus laevis (African clawed frog)
Lineage: Eukaryota; Metazoa; Chordata; Amphibia; Anura; Pipidae
Gene: glrx.L
Product: glutaredoxin L homeolog
Exons: 3
Coding region: 154-477 (107 amino acids)
Cellular component (GO): mitochondrion
Molecular function (GO): glutathione disulfide oxidoreductase activity; catalytic activity
Source: RefSeq, a predicted model, not a curated record
UCUGAGAAUCUGGCUCUGCUAGGGAAACUCCCUGCUUGCCUUAUUCCUAUGACUCCUCCUCUGUUAGGUUCAGUUACACAAGCCCAGCGGCCAGUGUUUCACUCACACUGCACAGUUAUUAGUGUGUGAGAGUCGCACAAGCCUGGGGAGAACAUGGCUCAGAACUUUGUGCAGAGCAAAGUGAAACCCUCCAAGGUGACCAUGUUUGAGAAGUCCUCGUGUCCCUUCUGCGUUAGGGCCAAGGGGAUUUUAACAAAAUACAAGUUUAAGGAGGGACACCUGGAAAUCAUUGACAUCUCCAAGUUGGAUUUCAUGUCCAGCCUGCAACAGUAUUUUAUGCAGACAACGGGAGAGAGUACGGUACCCCGUAUAUACAUUGGAGAAAAAUGCAUCGGUGGAUGUUCUGACUUGGUCCCCCUGGAGAACAGUGGAGAGCUGGAAAAAGCACUGGAGUCUAUGGGUGCAUUGCAUGUUUAAGCCAGCACCCUACAGACAAGGGGGACAAAUGGCUCGGAACUUGAAAAGAGAAGACACAAUAUGUUUUUGACGUUUGAUUUUGUUUUGUUAUAUUUUUUUUUUUUCAGGGGGCACAUAGGAUUCGGUAUCCUAUAUUUCUUGCUUCUUUUUUCUUUUACUUAAUAGAACUUAGUACCAAAUACAAUAACUGUGUAAGAACAAGCGUUUGCAAGCUGAUGUCAAUAAAUGUGAUUGGUACAAUUAAAAAUAAAUAAAAACUAUAAGUUAGAAACAAAUA